UUUCUAUUCAUAAACCCUUUACGACAAAACAAUAAAGACAUCUCUCGAAUUGUCUUUUAAUCUUGUCUAAAUUAGGAAAAAAUUUGACUUUUCUUUAUGGAUGAAGACUUCUUCUUAACCGAUUUCUCACUAGAAGACAUUGAUUUCGACUUUAAUAUUUACGAUCGCGAGGAAAAAAAUCUAUCACAUGAUGAAUCGAAUUCACAAAGAUCAGCUGAUCAAUCAUCAAAAUUUGAUCAUCAAAUGCAUCUUGAGUUCCUCAGAGAGCAACCAAAGCCAGUGGUGAAGAUCAACAACAAGCAACAACUGAUUUCUUUUGACUUCUCUAGUAAUGUUUCUUAUUCUCCAACCGCGGAGGAGAUCAUUAUGGAUAAUUUGGUUGGACGUGGAACCAAAAGAAAAACAUGUUUUCAUGGCACAAGAUCUCCGGUUCUUGCGAAAGAACAUGUUUUAGCCGAGAGAAAGCGACGUGAGAAGCUUUCUCAAAAAUUCAUUGCUCUUUCAGCUCUUCUUCCCGGGCUUAAGAAGGCGGACAAGGUAACAAUUCUUGAUGACGCGAUCUCACGUAUGAAACAACUCCAAGAACAACUAAGAAAGCUCAAAGAAGAAAAAGAAGCAACAAGAGAAAUUCAAUCCCGUAUUCUUCUGAAGAAAUCUAAAGUACUUUUCGACGAUGAACCUAACCUAUCAUCUUCUAUUCUAGAUCAUCAAGCGUUGCCAGAAAUCGAAGCGAAAAUAUCUCAAAACGACGUUCUCAUCCGAAUCCACUGCGAGAAAAGCAAAGGGUGCAUGAUUAACAUACUAAAGACAGUUGAAAAUCUUCAACUGCGCAUCGAAAAUAGCAUUGUUUUGCCAUUCGGAGACUCAACUCUCGACAUCACAGUCCUUGCACAGAUGGAUAAAGAUUUUUCGGUGAGUGUACUUAAGGAUCUCGUAAGGGACCUGAGACUCGCAAUGGUUUAGGUCUUCUUCCAAGUUUCAGUAACCUGAGAGAUUGUACAUUGACGCAAUCGUUUCGUGGAUUUGCUGUCGUUUUCUUCCUAAGGAUUUUUCACACGUGUUCUACCACGUGUUUGAUGAAUUUUCGAUAAGGACCGUUGAGAAUUAAUUUAGAUGUAAAUU
Arabidopsis arenosa is the source of this 1122-nucleotide messenger RNA. Lineage: Eukaryota; Viridiplantae; Streptophyta; Magnoliopsida; Brassicales; Brassicaceae. The record is from the annotation of a GenBank genome assembly.